Messenger RNA from Rasamsonia emersonii CBS 393.64, 3048 nucleotides. RefSeq names its product Tetratricopeptide repeat domain protein. NCBI's taxonomy places the organism in Eukaryota, Fungi, Ascomycota, Eurotiomycetes, Eurotiales, Trichocomaceae. The record is from RefSeq and is a predicted model, not a curated record. The transcript has a single exon. Gene Ontology annotation, molecular function: protein binding. Bases 1 to 3048 code for a protein of 1015 amino acids.
AUGGCAGAUCAUCCAGCGACGUUAAACACGCUAUACGAGGACGACUCGACAAGGACACAGUAUGAGCCCGUCCAUCUGACAGCAUCGCAGUCGCUUUCUCUCCUCCAACUCCCGCUCGCGAAGGACGUUUUCGGCCACAGCAGCAGCAGCAACAGCAGCAGCAGCAGCAGCAGCGAUGAUGAUCGACGCGUCGCAAAUGGCGAAGUCUCCUACACAGACUUUGUCACCGAAAGAGCGCGCCAUGCUGUCCAAAAUCUGACGACUGGAUUGACCGCUCCGCAAACACGCUCUCAACUCCUGCACAUCGGCCUCGCCGCCCUGUUCAGCUUCCUCCAGUCCAACGUCACCGGCCCCCCGCUGGCUUUCAAUUCUGCGGAGAUCGUCCUCCCCCCGACGCUACGCAAAGAUGCGGCGACGCUGAAUGCCGUCCGCAAGACGAUGAUCCGCGGCUUGUCCGUCGACGGCGAGGCCGCGUACCAGCUCACGCCCAACGUGGAGCUUUUCUGCGUCGCCAAGGCGAUCCUCGUCGAUGCGGAUGUGCUUGUCGACACCGGCAGCAGCAGUAGUGGUGACGGUCGUGGUGCGCCCCUCCUGGCGAGAACGGCGAGGAUGCGAGUGAACUUCCUCCAUCAGAAGAUGCUCUCCGAAGUCACGGGCACAUUGCAGAAGGCCGUCUACGACGACCUCGACGAGCUCGCCAAGUCGCUGCUUGGAGAUGGCCGCACUUCUAAAGGCGAAGAGCGGGCGAGAUUCCUGCUCGAACGCGCAACGAUACACACCCACCACGGGUUCGACGCCAAAGCCAGAGCGGAUCUGGAACAGGCUGCCGUCGAGACGGGCUUUGAGUAUGCUCUGACGGGGAAACUCGGCAAGCGGACCAAGUUCCAGGAGCGCGACAUCAGCCAGUUGGUCGUGCUGGCCAAAAGCGCCGAUGGAUCGGAGACAAACUCUUCUGCAAAGACAGAGGCACCGUCGAAGCCGAAAACGCUGGAUCUGAAUGACGACACGCUCCUUGAGUCGAUUGCGUUCGCCAAGGAGGAUGUCUCCCAGGAGAAAUCGACGACUGUUCACGAUGAAUCCUCGCUGCCGGCUUCACUGGCCUCACUGGACCCCUCCAACCAGCCGAAACUCUCUCCCCUGGACUCUGCCAUCCUCCUGGCAGUCGCCUCGGCCAUCACAAACACCUCGCCUGAGCAUGGCCUGACCCGGGAAGAGACCCUGCCCUACGCCACCCGCGUGAUCGAGGGCGGCAGUCCGAACUGGCAGAUCUACACGCAGGCCCUGCUGGUUCGGAGCCGGAUUGAGGGAUAUCGCUCGCGAACCGUCGAGCGAAGCGUGCUCCAGAUGCAGGCCCUUGUCGACCAAGUCAUCGCCGACACCGCGUCUAGCGACAGUACCGUUGCGGGCAACAAAAACAACACUAGCACGGAUGAAAGCCAACAGCCAACGACGUUCCUUCCAAGGCCACAGACAUCUGAGUCGGCCUCCGCAGCCGAGCGACUGGAGUAUAUCUGGACGCUGAACUUCCAGACCAGAUGGAGCCUGGAGGCGGAACUGGCGUCGCGAUGGGUCAAUCUGGGAGGAUUGCGAACGGCCCUCGACAUCUACGAGCGUCUGCAGAUGUGGGCCGAAGUGGCCCUGUGCUACGCCGCCACGGAUCGAGAAGACAAGGCCAAGUCGAUUGUCCGCCGCCAGCUGUACGAACGGUCCAACCCGGACGAUGGCGAUGACGACAACGCGAAAUACGACGGCCCCGAACUGUCACCCCUCCCCGCAGACGCUCCACGCCUGUUCUGCAUCCUGGGCGACAUCGACCAGGACGCAUCCAUGUACGAGCGAGCCUGGGAGGUGUCCAACCAGCGGUACGCGCGCGCCCAGCGCUCGCUGGCCCGUCUGUACAUGAGCGCCAAACCGCCCGAGCUCGAGAAGGCCGAGGACGCCUAUCGGAAGAGUCUGAAGAUCAACCCCCUCAACCACGGCGCCUGGUUCGCCCUGGGGUGCGUUCAGCUGAAUCUGGAGCGGUGGGACGAUGCCGUCGAGUCGUUCACGCGCACCGUCCAACUCGAGGACAGCGAUGCCGAGGCAUGGAGCAAUCUUGCUGCGGCCCUGCUGCGCGUUUCCUCGUCGCGGCCUACUGCGAUUGCGUCGGAGGCGAUUGUCGAUGACGACAAACCAGCACAAGCUGACACCAAUAAUGAUAACGAUCAGGAAGAGAGUGAGAAGAAGCACGACCCCUACAAACCCAAGCGCGACGCCCUGACUGCUCUGCAUCACGCCGCCCGCCUCAAGCACACCGACCACCGCAUCUGGGACAACCUCCUCACGGUAGCAGCGUCGAUUCCGCCGCCACAGACGCCGUACCGGGACAUCAUCCUCGCGCUGCGGCGAGUAAUCGAGCUGCAAGGUCCCAAGAAAGGCGAGAAGAGCAUCGACCUGUCCAUCCUGACGAUGCUGGUGGACCACAUGGUGAAGAACUACGAGUACGAGGAUCUCCUCAUCUCUGUUGACAACAACGACAGUAACAACAACGACAACGACAACAACAACGCUGCGACAUCAUCCAGUGGAAAACAGCGCAUCCUCCGCAGCGGAACCAUCCCCGGCCAAAUCCUCUCUCUGAUGGACGAGCACGUCGUCCCGCUAAUCACGCACUCCGCACCGCUAUGGCUGCUCGUCGCGCGCGUGGAGCUCUUCCGGCAACGACCCAGCAAAGCCUUCGAGGCGCACGAAAAAGCGUGGCGCGCGGCCGUCGCGUCCUGCACGCAGGGCGCUUUCCAGAUGGGCGAUGAGAAGAAGUGGAUGGAGGUAGUGCGGGCAACGGAGCGGCUUGUCCGGGAGGGAUACGCCAAGAUCGGCGGGAUGGAGAAGGAGGGUCAGGAUGAUAAAGCAGCAGAGGGGGAGGAGAGAGAGCUGGUUGCGAAAGACUGGCGGUUUAAGGCCCGGAGUGCCGUGCGCGGUAUUCUCGGUAAGGGGAAGGAGUUCUGGGAGGAUAGCGAGGGGUGGCGGAGGUUGAAGGAGUUGGCGGCGGAGGUUAGUGGGGGGGCGUAG